Colletotrichum truncatum is the source of this 918-nucleotide messenger RNA. RefSeq lists its product as uncharacterized. The record is from RefSeq and is a predicted model, not a curated record. Lineage: Eukaryota; Fungi; Ascomycota; Sordariomycetes; Glomerellales; Glomerellaceae.
AUGCCGCUCAUUGUUCCGCCAGAAAGACCCUCUCAAAUCGACCGUGACUCUGCGCGUUUUCCAUCAAUCAUCAUGGUUACUACUGUACUCCCGAUUGACGAGACUCUGGACAGCCUGGAAAGAUGCCUGAGCCUUGCAAUCCAACUAUCGUGCGAUCUCGAGCGACCUAACAAUGCUCCGACCAACAAUGAUGUUCCUUCAAACGAGUUUUCUCUCGAACCCGAUUGCUACGUCGAAUUGAUCCGACGCCUCGAGAGCGACCACCGAGUCUCCCUCGACAAGCUUCAUCUCGAGUACGAACCCGAUGCCCGUCUUUUGCGAUUCAAGAUGACCCAGGGCCGACUCCAUUCGGCCAUGGCCAGUCAAUUGGGCGACCUGCUAAGAGACAUCGCCAGAAACGUCUUACCCGACAUUCAAGCCAUACGCGAGACACCCAGAGUCAACAUGGAGGAUCACACCCCGCGUGUCGUCGCUGAAGUCGCCCACUCCCACCCUACAACCUUGGACGCCUUGGAGGAGAGGUGCACUGAGUUUCUCUCCUGUUCCGCGGGAUAUGUUCGUGCCGUCAUCGCCAUCAAGAUUCCCUACUCACCCGGGAAGCCCAUUGAGACUCUUCUUGACGAACUUGACCGCUGCUUCGUCGCGCUCUGGGUCUGGCAGGACGGUGCGGUAAAGCGCGAGUUGCCCUGGACCAAAAUCACCGCGCAAGAUGCUGUCCUGAGUCUACGCAUCUCGCAUCUGAGGGGCUUAGCAACUCGGGCAAGUACGCACCGCAAGACACGUCGCAGAGGUCCCAAGGGUCGUCGCACUCGCCGUCCUAACUCCUCCAACGACUUCAUCCGCAUUCCCUUCGCCACCCUCGAGGCCGAGCUCCGUAAAGCCGUCCACUGGGCUAGCCUCGAUCCCACCACCCGCUGA